GGCCAUGGCGGGGCGGCUGUGGCGGCUCUGCAACCUCCUCAUGGCCGCUUUCUUCGGGCUGGCGGCCGCGGUGCAGGUGAACGAUCCCGAUGCCGGGCUGUGGACAGUUGUCUACCUAGUGCCAGCUGCCCUGACACUGCUUGUCAGCAUUAACCCUUCAAUAACAGAUAAUGGUGUUUGGAGGAGCCUCUGUGACCUUCAUUCUGCUGGUUGCAUUGUUGGGACCAUUGUAUUGGCUUGCUCUUUGUUUGCUUAUGCUCAAGGAAACAUUUUGCACGAAGAGGAAGGCAGAGAGUUGUUUGGUCUGGUGAUUAUUACAAUAUGGAUGAGUCUUUGUCGCAGUUCAGCAAAGAGUCCACUGGGUGGAGUUCGCUUGACUGCUGCAAUCGUGGUUGCUCUCUUCCCCUUUGUUUCGUGGCUGUACAUUUAUAUGAACAAGGAGAUGCGAGCAUCCUGGCCAACACACUGUAAAACGGUGAUAUAAUCAGCACUGGGAGUCGCACCGGGAUAUUUCCACGAACGUGUAUCUCGAUGAGAAACAAAUUGUACGUGAUUUAUAUUACAAAAGUUACAUAUUCAUUAGGUUUCCGAUAAGUUUAAUACAUAUUCAUUAUUACUCCGGGAACUCAUGAAUAUACGCUAAUGUCCUGAUACACCUGCACAGUUUCCUUCUCACGUGGUUAGUCCUCCUCAAAUCUUCUUCUUUCUCCUCUUCUUCAGUGUACACAGCUGGGUGACCUCUUAUGAUCUCCGUUUUGCAAGCUCAGCAACCUUGUUAUCCGUCCUGCCCAGAUGGUCCCAGGCUUGUUGGCAUAUUGGGCCCCCUUUAUCAGGAUGCCUCAAACUUUGUGUCUUUUUUCUAGUUCAUACCCAAGGACUAUUCCCUAAUUUACAGCUUCUCUUAUCCUGUUUCUACAUUCCAACUAUUUUACUAAUUGUUUUCUUUCGUACUGGAGCAUGAAACAGGCGAAGCCUGAGUUUGUGGGGCCUGACUCAAGUGUUGCCAAGUUAUAUAUUCUGUUUUAAAAUUGCUAUACGCUAAUUAGUUUCCCUUAUUCACUGUAUAUUCAAGACAUCUGGCAUCCCUGGAUCACUCUCCAGCCACCUCGUACUUUGGGAAAUCUACCGUUCUGUAACAUAAAAGUAAAGCAAACACUUUGUUUCAAUCAAUGACUGUUUACAGCCAUAAGACUUUCAGAUUUCCGCCUGGAUAGUCCAUUGAGACUAACUGAAAAAUUCAGCAGUCUGUAUUUCUGUUCCUACACUAAAAUCAUAUGUAGAAUAUAUCUGAAGCAAUAUUACUGCUAUUAUCUGUAACUGAAAAUUACUGGGUUUACAGAGUAAUAAACACUGUUUUUCUAAAGAAAA
Messenger RNA from Grus americana (Whooping crane), 1368 nucleotides. RefSeq names its product transmembrane protein 220 (gene TMEM220). The transcript is spliced from 7 exons. NCBI's taxonomy places the organism in Eukaryota, Metazoa, Chordata, Aves, Gruiformes, Gruidae. The record is from RefSeq and is a predicted model, not a curated record. Bases 5 to 484 code for a protein of 159 amino acids.